This is a messenger RNA of Daldinia caldariorum, 923 nucleotides long. RefSeq lists its product as uncharacterized. NCBI's taxonomy places the organism in Eukaryota, Fungi, Ascomycota, Sordariomycetes, Xylariales, Hypoxylaceae. The record is from RefSeq and is a predicted model, not a curated record. The transcript has 2 exons. Bases 206 to 463 code for a protein of 85 amino acids.
ACUUGAACCUUUCGCUCUGCCGGCCUCUUAUUUCCCUACAUCAUCUUUGAAACAUAUGCACACCAAGAGGCACCGCCAACUGCAGAUACCAGCGCCCUUGCGUGGCUAAAAACCUGGCGUACCUAUCUUAAGGUUGGCCGUUGACGUGCCUGUGUUGAAGAUUUCAGUACUACGGUUCUUAUUCGGCAGCGCCUUGAAGCACGAAAUGAAUGGAUGGCAUCUUCACCUCCCCUUGAUUUGUGUGUGGCCCAGCCUGCAUGCGUACCUCCUUCAGGUUAGGUACUAUCACUCACUUAUCUUACAGCAGCAACAUUGCAUACCAACCAACCUACCUAACUACCUCCUAGGUAGUACAUGCUGCCUGAAUAUCCCACGCUCAUGCUACAUUCAAUUAGCACCGCAUAGCAUACUGCAUGCUGCAUACCUAGGAGGUAGGAAUCUAAGGCAGCAUGUAUGUGUCUGAUGUACCUACCUGUAUCUCUAUGCAAAGCGAUAUGAACUGCUUUGGUCAUAGGAGAUAUACCUUAUAUAUUAUUUUUUUCUAUCUCUUUAUGCAUUGCAGACCCAGUUCCAGUCACAUCAACAUCAAAGGUACUGCGUUACGGCAGAAUUGAAUUCGUCGAUUCUUUCCCCACGUCCCACCCUUUGGAGACUGUCUUCUCUAAUUCAAUAUACCUAACUAUUCUUUACUCAAGCUUGAUGUUUCGUAGUGUACCCUUGUCUUUUUGGCGAGUCCGACCAUAAGAAUCACAAGACCCCCAGGUACAGGUAAAGCUGCCUUACCUGGUCUGCUAAGGGCCCUGUCUCUCGACCUGACCUCUGGUCGCACCGCCUAUAUGGUACAUAGUAGUAUUAGUAGGUACCUAUACAUGUAUGUCUCAGGUACUGCCUGGGUAGGUAGAUCUCUUGUUUCGAGCUGGGCA